UGUUGAUAGAAAUGCAUUCGCGGAAGAAAGCUAAACAAAAGGUUGUUUAAAAUUGUCCUUCUACUUUUUCUUUUUUGUAGCUAAACAAGAUAAAAGCUCGAAAUCGCCUCCAAAAAACCCAUCGUCUUCACCUUCGUCAAGUGAUUCGUGUCCAGAAUCGGCGAAAGAUUUAUUAAAACAAUUAACAGUUGAAGAUGUUAAAACAUGGCUUCAACAAACAAUGUUUCGUCAUUUAGCUGAAACAUGGUUUAUACACAACGUGAAUGGUAAAGAAUUACUUGAGAUAGCUAAGACGGGACGUUUGACAAACGGUACAUUCGUGUUGUCUGGAUAUGAAUUAAUACAAUUUAAAGAUAUUUUAAAUUGUUUUGGUUUCGAACAAGAACUUGAGUAA
Molecule: messenger RNA, 394 nt
Organism: Didymodactylos carnosus
Lineage: Eukaryota; Metazoa; Rotifera; Eurotatoria; Philodinida; Philodinidae
Source: the annotation of a GenBank genome assembly